AUGGGAGGCGGUCCGUUAUUCCCUGAGCGGCCUGGCGCGGAAUUGGCAGAAGAUCCUUCUCCAAGUUCUAACAACCUGUAUGCUGUAGUUGAUAUCGGAAGCAAUGGCAUUCGAUUUUCCAUAUCCGAUCUCUCAUCACCUACUGGACGUAUAAUUCCUACAGUGCAUGCUCAUCGAGUCGGAAUCUCUCUCUAUGACGCACAAUACGACACCGAAUCAGGCUCUAAAAUCCCUGUUCCUCGGUCGAUUGUCCAGUCCAUAAUUGGAGCAAUCUUGCGAUUCCAGGCAACUUGUGUGCAUUUUGAUGUGCCGUCAUCUCGCAUUCGCAUUGUUGCAACGGAGGCAACACGUACGGCAAUAAACUCGGCGGAGAUUCUUGAAUCAAUUAAGAAUGCAACUGGCUAUGAGGUCGAACUCUUGGAAAAGACCGACGAGGGUCUUCUCGGCGCCUGGGGGAUUGCUAGUGGCUACUCGGAUGUCGAAGGGCUGGCUAUGGAUCUUGGAGGUGGGAGCACCCAAAUCACAUGGGUGGUCUCUCACGGCGCUGAGCUGCACAUAAGCCCAAAGGGUUCUAUCAGUUUCCCUUAUGGUGCUGGGGCUCUUUCAAGAACACUGGCGGAACUGGAGAAGGGAAAAAGUAAGAAGGAAGCAAAGCACGCUAGGGACAAAUUGCGUCAAGAGAUGAAAAAUAACUUUUUGGAUGCAUACAACAAACUGGAAAUACCGGAUCGUCUAGCUGACGAGGCCAAGCAAAACGGAGGAUUUCGCAUGUAUAUCUCCGGCGGAGGUUUUCGUGGAUGGGGAUAUUUGCUGCUCUACCUACAUCAAACAAAGGGUCGUCAUUAUCCAAUAUCGAUCAUCAACGGCUAUCGCGCUGGCAGAGACGAUUUUGCAAAGACAGAAACCCUAAAGGAGAUAGCUCGAACAGCAGAUCGUAUAUUCCGUGUUUCAGACCGUCGUCGACAGCAGGUCCCAGCAGUAGCCUUCUUAAUAAACGUUCUGGCCGAAUCGCUUCCGCAUGGGAUCAAGGAAGUGUACUUUUGUCAAGGAGGCGUUCGAGAAGGCAUUCUAUUCCGGCAGCUUCAGCCGGUCAUUCGCCGACAGGAUCCUCUGGAAGUCGCAACGACUCCAUUCAGAACGCGAUCUGCAGGUUCUAUCGGUCAUUUACUUCUUACGGCCAUUCCGCCAUCCUCUAGUGCGAACCGAUUUUCUAUGCCGAACACACUGAAUGUUCAUAUAAUUCAAGCCUUUGCCAAUUUCAUGUAUGCGCAUGCAGGCAUCUCGAAGGAACUCGCUUCGACUGCAGCACUUUAUAGCACUAGCACCGGUCUACUAGCAGAGGUACACGGUAUCUCACACGGAGACCGAACUCGAUUAGCCCUCUUGCUCCAAGAGCGAUAUGGCGGCCACUUGCCCCCUCGAGAAGAAAAGGCCAAAUCAGCAUUCCAAGAUCUCUUGAGUGUGCAAGAAAGAUGGUGGAUACGGUACGUCGGGAAACUUGGACUGGUAUUAGGUAUUCUCUAUCCUACUGGAAUUAUUGAUUCGCUUUGGCCGCGUGUCUUGCUGUCAGUCCGAUGGGCAUCCGAUUUGGGAAAGCGUCAAGAUAAAUUUGGCAUCGAGCUUACGUUCACUGCCCAUGCUAGCUCUGAUCAUAUGAUGAUAAAGGAGGUCAUCGAGGGAGCCAAAAGAAAGAUAGAAAAAGUGGGAAAGAAAAAGAAUAGAAUUGGAGGGCGACAGGGAUGGGGAAUGAAAGUGAAGGUGGUUGUCAAUAUCAAUUGA
Talaromyces amestolkiae is the source of this 1779-nucleotide messenger RNA. RefSeq lists its product as uncharacterized. The coding region runs from base 1 to 1779 and encodes 592 amino acids. The record is from RefSeq and is a predicted model, not a curated record. Gene Ontology annotation, biological process: regulation of transcription by RNA polymerase II. Lineage: Eukaryota; Fungi; Ascomycota; Eurotiomycetes; Eurotiales; Trichocomaceae. The transcript has 2 exons.